UCACAAGCGACGAACGAGUACACGUUCUACGGCAAGAUGACAUCGGAGGGCACUUCGGAUGACCUGCUGGCGAACUGGGCGUCGGAUAUGCCUACCAUCCAGGAGCUCAGCAAGUCCAUGCAGAACUUCGGCGUACCGGAUUAUACGGUAUUCGCCUCGAUGCUGAUCGCGUGCGGCGCCGUCGGCGUUUACUUCGGCUUCGUGAAGAAGUCCUCGGGCGAGGACGAAUACCUGGUCGGCGGUAGGAAUAUGAAGACGAUACCGGUCAGCUUCAGCCUGAUAGCCAGCUUUAUAUCGGGUAUCUCAUUGCUGGGUAUGCCGACGGAAAUUUAUGUGCACGGUACGAGCUAUCUCUUCAUCGUCAGCGGGCUCAUCUUAGUGGGUUUCAUCAUGUCCUACGUGUAUUUGCCGGUUUUCCACGAGCUCAAGAUUACUAGCACUUAUGAGUAUCUCGAAAAGCGUUUUGAUAAAAAGAUCAGAUUGCUAGGCUCUGUCCUAUUCUGCAUCGGUAUUAUGACUUGGCUCCCAAUUGUUAUCUACGUACCUGCCUUGGCCUUCAAUCAAGUGACGGGAGUGAAUGUGCACAUAGUCACGCCCUUCGUGUGCAUUGUUUGCAUAUUCUACACCUGUGUGGGCGGCCUCAAAGCGGUGGUGUGGACGGAUUUCAUUCAGGCCUUCAUCAUGUUCGGCUCCAUGCUGUUAAUCAUAAUUAAGGGCACGUGCGACCUCGGCGGGAUAUCCUUGGUGAUUCAAAGGAACCUGGAAUCCGGAAGACUCGAAUUCCCCUCGACAGACUGGAGUCCUCUGACGAGACACACUAUCUGGGGUCUCCUGAUAGGCGGCUUAGUGCACUGGUUGCAAAUCUCCGCCAUAAACCAGAAUAUGAUUCAACGAUAUUUGGCGCUUCCCACCUUACAAUCGGCCAGAAGAGCACUCUGGUAUUUUAUAUUCGGAGUUUUGGCUCUGAUUGGUAUUUGCGGAUAUGCCGGUCUGCUGAUUUACGCCUGGUAUCACGAUUGCGAUCCACUCACGACCAAGCUAGCGCGUGCGAAGGACCAGUUGCUACCGUUACUGGUAAUGAACGUUUUGGGGGAUCUCCCAGGACUGCCUGGUCUCUUCGUGGCGGGUGUUUUUAGCGCCGCACUCAGCUCACUAUCCACCGGCUUAAACUCCAUGGCGGCUGUGGUGCUGGAAGAUUUCGUUAAGCCUUUCAUGAAGACGCCGUUCACGCGCAAAGGAACUGACAUCUUCUUGAAGCUCACAGUUGUCGUUUUAGGGGCGAUCUGCGUUGCGCUCGUUUUCCUCGUCGAGAAGACGAGUACUCACGUAUUACAGUUGUCAAUAAGUCUGUCCGCCAUCAGUACUGGCCCAACUCUCGGUAUAUUCAGCAUGGGCGUGCUGUUGCCAUGGAUUAACGCCAGGGGCGCUUUGGUAGGGGGACUCGCGGGUUUAGGCUUUAUGGGCUGGCUUGGCCUCUCCGCCGGAACAGCAAUUGCCACAGGGAGAGUCAAAUACGAGGAGAAACCCGUCACCAUAGAAGGAUGCACGUACUCGUUUCCCCAAGUGGAGAAUUUGCUGUUAUUCGUUCCGCCUGACUCAAUUUUGGACGACCCGAAUGCAGAGGAGCCAUUGACGGUGUAUCGUCUCAGUUAUAUCUGGUAUACCUUGAUCGGUGCCGUCGUAACUAUGAGCAUCGGUCUUCUUGUGACUCUGAUUACUUCUGAAGAUGUUGAAAAAUUAGAUCCAAUGCUCUUAGCACCAUUUGUGAGAAAAUUCUUGAAAACCUCGAGCAGAAACAUAGCGACCGAGAAACUUCAUCAAAUCGAGAUUACAAAAUCGGACAUAAAGAUGGCAUCUCACGCAAACAACGAGGACGAUAAAUUAUUACAAGUAACUGCAACAUGAUACAGUACAGUUAAUUUAGCUCUUGAAUACCAAGAUUGGUUAAAAAAAAAAAAAAAGUAUAAUUUUAUAACGUGACGAUUUAUGUAUUACAAUUACAUUUGUGAGUUAUUCACGAAUUCAUGUACAAAAUUUAUACAUGUGAUAAAUAUGCGUAUUAUUAGUAGUAUGUUGUAUAUUGUAAUAAUUGUUAUAGGCUAUUGCAUAUUGUUUUUACUUAAAGCCUUACAAUCAAUAAUACACACACACACACACAUACAUACAUACAUAUAUGUGAUAUAAUAUAUACAUAUAUGUAUAUGUGUAUAUGAUAAUAUAUACAUAUGUAUAUUGUAAAUUUACAUAUUGUAUACUUAAUGUAUACUUAAGAAAAAAAGAUAUGUUCAUAAACAUAUAAAAAAAAGUAUGUUCAUAAACAUUUCUCUAGCAGUCUGUUCUUUUCAGCUUCACUGCUGAACUGGUGCAAUAAGAUAGAGUGAGAAAACAUAUUUGUCUCACUUUAACUUAUUGUACCAGUUCAGCUGAAAAGAACAAACCAAAAAAAGGAUAAAAGAGCAACAUGUACAUGUGUUUUUUCUCCUAUAUCAAACUGUAAAAGAUUGUUAUAUAUAAAUAAUAUAAAUAAUAGGCAUUCUUUAAAAAUA
Odontomachus brunneus is the source of this 2546-nucleotide messenger RNA. Its product is annotated as sodium-coupled monocarboxylate transporter 1-like. The transcript is spliced from 14 exons. Gene Ontology annotation, molecular function: symporter activity. The record is from RefSeq and is a predicted model, not a curated record. Bases 37 to 1905 code for a protein of 622 amino acids. Gene Ontology annotation, biological process: sodium ion transport; transmembrane transport. Lineage: Eukaryota; Metazoa; Arthropoda; Insecta; Hymenoptera; Formicidae. Gene Ontology annotation, cellular component: membrane.